Molecule: messenger RNA, 1292 nt
Organism: Osmia lignaria (orchard mason bee)
Lineage: Eukaryota; Metazoa; Arthropoda; Insecta; Hymenoptera; Megachilidae
Source: RefSeq, a predicted model, not a curated record
CCUUGAAGACUCACUUGUCCCUUGUCAUUCCUUCUAUUCGGUACCACCUUCGAUGAAGGGAGUAGCACUUCCUUCGGGCCCAUGACCAUCAAAAUGGCCGAAGACGUCGGUGUAAUGCUUCAGAAGGGCUUGGCUGAAUGGUGGAGCGAAGAAACGGAGUACAUUUUCCAAAGGAUAGAAAGAUGGGCAGCAUAUGCCAAAGGCUACAAUCGUCUGAGGUCCCAGAGAUUGUCCAGAGGAAGAAUGACCAUGCAAGGUGGACAAGAACCUCGCUGGAGUAUUUCCUCCAACAAACUCAUCAUCGAUGACUCUUCGUGGAGUCCUCGUUUUCACACUCUGAAGAAGUCACGACGAAAGUCUCGACCCGAAGAAACCAAAAUCAACUGCUGUGGCACGUUUAAUUACCAAUCCAAUAGUAACUUGGACAGUACCUGUCUGGAGACCUACAGGUAUGAUCACAGUAUUUACUUCAAGACAAUUGGAGACAUUAAAAAUAGUAAAAAAGAGGCUGAAGAAGUUAAAAAUGAAGAGGACAGGAUUUCCAUCAGCAGUGAGGAGCUGGUGGAGUGGGACGUCAACGCAGUGUCUGAUUUCAUCGCCAAUCAGAUUCUAGAGGAUGGCUUUCAGAACGUUUUGGACGCUAUGGACAAUUCUGACCCGGGCACCGACGAAAUUGGUUCUGUCACUUGGUUCAAUAUUGAUUUAUCCAAACUAGAUUUGAACGAAGAGACAACUACUGUUUCAGUUGUUGAUGAACAGAAUAAUCAAAGUAAUAUGAAAAUGAAAUUUGAUAUUGAAAAUGAAGAAAAUAAUAACAAUCAUGUUAUGGAUGAGAACUUGAAGAACCAAACGCAGUUUGUGGUAGAAGAUGAAGAAGAUAUUGAGAGAUUUAUUGAUAUUAGAAGAACGGAGCAAAUUCCGAUUACAGAUGAUCGAGUGUUCGAUUGAAUUGUUUUAGCUUUUUUGAAAAAUAUGUGCUACGUUUCGUUAACCUUCUUCAAGGUCAGAUGUGUAUAAAUAUUUGUUUGUUUUAUUAUAUUUUGUUAGAUCGGAUAUCAAGAUACUUGCUACGUACGCCUACCGUAGAUUUACGCUCUGUGAGACGGACCGUAAGUCCUGACGACGUAAAUCUACCCUCUUAGAUAAAAGAACCCAAAGUGGACUUCGAAAAAUUGUCCCGGGCUCUAUGUGUUAUGGUUCUUGAUACAAAAUGACGGAGUUGCCUGGCGAGAGAAAAUAAGAAAAAUGUAUUUUUAUUAAAAAAGGAAAUAUAAAAUGGGUAUGAAACUAAA